Messenger RNA from Gigantopelta aegis, 10047 nucleotides. Its product is annotated as fatty acid synthase-like. The coding region runs from base 228 to 7895 and encodes 2555 amino acids. The record is from RefSeq and is a predicted model, not a curated record. Lineage: Eukaryota; Metazoa; Mollusca; Gastropoda; Neomphalida; Peltospiridae. The transcript is spliced from 29 exons. Gene Ontology annotation, biological process: fatty acid biosynthetic process. Gene Ontology annotation, molecular function: 3-oxoacyl-[acyl-carrier-protein] synthase activity; oxidoreductase activity; fatty acid synthase activity.
GACUGCCGUAUAGAGGUCAAAUGUGAUUGGCAUGUAUUGAACGUGCGUGGCGUGUCAGUCGUUGGUCAUUGACCUUUUGUCGUGGUAACAAGGCACGGUUUGUGUUGUCUGAUUGGUUCACUCCUUGAUGGAUCUGAGAGGUAGUCUGCUGGACGUUGUAGUAUCGGCAGCUGUAGUCGUUGGAGAAUUCGAAUUUUAGAUCAGCAGAUAAGUGUUAACUGUCCAAGAUGCCGGCACACACUGUGGAUGAACCACCGUUACAGGAUGAGUCCCUGCUGUCGGACACGAUACAGAUGGACUCGAUGGAGUCACUGGUUUGUAGUGAAGACAUUGUGAUCAGCGGGAUCUCAUGUCGCCUGCCCGAGUCUGACAACAUGGAGGAAUUCCGUGAACACCUGGUGCUGUCGGAGGACAUGGUCACUGAGGACAACCGGAGGUGGGAGCCAGGUUACUUGGGCCUGCCAUCACGCAAUGGAAAGCUGAAGGAUAUUUCCAAGUUUGAUGCUCAGUUUUUUGGUGUUCACCCCAAACAAGCAGACUCGAUGGACCCACAGCUCCGCAUACUGCUAGAAGUCGCGUAUGAAGCCAUUGUUGAUUCAGGUCUAAAUCCGCAGACUAUCAAGGGGACCAACACGGGUGUGUUCAUCGGGGUGAGUUCAUCGGAGGCAGGGGAGGCGUGGUCAGCAGACCCUGAGAAGGUCGUCGGCUACAGCAUGACCGGGUGUUGUCGGGCCAUGUUCCCAAACAGGCUGUCAUACUUUUUUGACUUCAAAGGUCCAAGCUACGCCAUCGACACAGCAUGUUCCUCCAGUCUCCUGGCGCUAGAUCAAGCUGUGAUGAGUAUCCGACUCGGGAAGUGUGACGCAGCCAUUGUUGGCGGAUCCAACCUAUGUUUGAAACCAACCACAGCUCUUCAGUUUCUCAAGUUAGGAAUGUUGUCUCCAGAUGGAGCUUGCAAGUCAUUUGAUGCUGCAGGAAAUGGAUACUGUCGUAGUGAGGCCAUUGUAGCAAUUUACAUUCAGAAGACGUCUGUUGCCAAGCGAGUCUACUCCACCAUUGUACAUUCAAAGAACAAUUCUGAUGGUGCCAAAGAGCAAGGAAUAACGUUUCCAUCUGGCGAGAUUCAGAAGCGUCUGUUACAUGCGGUGUAUGCUGACGCAGGUAUCCCACCAUCUCAGGUCGCGUAUGUGGAGGCACACGGCACAGGUACAGCGGUCGGAGACCCACAGGAAGUGAACAGCAUUGUGGAUGUUUUCUGUAAAAACAGGAAGGGGCCUCUGUUGAUUGGCUCGGUCAAAUCCAACAUCGGACACCCUGAACCAGCGUCAGGAUUGGCAUCAAUUGCCAAGGUGAUAAUUGCUAUGGAGGAUGGAAUGAUUCCACCAAACCUUCAUUUUAAAAGUGCAAACCCCGACAUUCCUGGACUACACAACGGCCAGCUGGAAGUGGUGACCAAAUGCACUCGGUGGAAUGGCGGUUACAUUGGAGUGAACUCGUUUGGGUUUGGAGGGGCUAACGUUCACGCCAUCUUGCGGUCUCACGACCAGGACGGGCCACUGUACGAGGCGAGUGAGGCGGAGAGACUGUUUGUGUACUCGUCGAGGACGGAGGAGGGCCUCCGUAAAGUGUUCAGCUUCGCGCACAAACACGCAGACAACGUCGAGCUCCAGGCGCUGAUGACAGACAGCGCCAACAUCUCGCCGGCAACUCACCCGUGUCGGGGUUACACCGUGCUUAACUCCAAGAAAACAUUGCAGGAAAUAGAGAAAUACUCUGGCGAAGUGAACCGACCUAUAUGGUUUGUGUUUGCUGGAAUGGGGACACAGUGGUUGGGCAUGGGCCGUCAGAUGAUGAAGCUAGAUGCCUUCCGUCAUUCCAUCCUCAAGUGUGAGGCCUACUUACGGCCACACGGGAUCAUGCUCUUUGAUCUAUUGAUGAACGGCGAUGAGAACACAUUUGAGAACACCAUACAUUCCUUCGUGGGCAUUGCGGCAAUUCAGGUAGCUCUAGUGGACCUGCUGUCUGUGAUGGGGAUCAAGCCUGACGGGAUUGUGGGCCACUCUGUGGGUGAGCUCGGCUGUGCAUAUGCCGACGGUUCACUCACAGCUGAGGAGACCGUUCUGGCUGCAUACUACCGAGGGAAAUGUAUCAAGGAGGCCAAGCUGCCAGCUGGGGGAAUGGCUGCCGUGGGUUUGACGUGGGAGGAAGCUAAAGUCCAGUGCCCGGAGGGUGUAGUUCCUGCAUGUCACAAUGCCGAAGACACUGUGACAAUAUCUGGACCGGCAGAAGCGGUGUCGAAGUUCGUACAGGAGUUGAAGAAGAAAGAAGUGUUUGCGAAGGAAGUGCAGAGUGCUGGGGUCGCGUUCCACUCGCAUUACAUGGUCGAGAUAGCUCCAGUCCUCAAGGCAGCUCUCGAUAAGGUGAUAACACCCAAACCGAGGACGAAGCGUUGGAUCAGCUCGUCGAUCCCCGAAUCCCAGUGGGACACGGCCCUGGCCCAGCUGUCGUCUGCCGACUACCAUGUGAACAACCUGGUGAGCCCCGUGCUAUUCCAGGAGGGACUGCAGCACGUUCCAAAGAACGCCGUCGUCAUAGAGAUCGCCCCCCACUGUCUGCUGCAGGCCAUCCUGAAGAGGUCGCUGAGUACAUCGUGCACGUUCGUGGGCUUGAUGAAACGCAAUCAUCCCGACAACCUCGAGUUCUUCUACACCAGUCUGGGCAAGUGCUACAUGAAUGGUGUGAACUUUGACCCCAUGAAGCUGUUUCCACCUGUCAAGUUCCCUGUUUCGUGUGGAACUCCGAUGAUUAGCCCGCUAGUGCAGUGGGACCAUGCUCAGUCGUGGGCCGUGCCUAAGUACGACGAGUUUCUCAGUGGUGGGACGGGCAUGAACUCAGAGAUGUCGUUCGAGAUUGACAUAUCUCCCGAGUCCAAGGACUACUAUCUGAUAGGUCACAAGAUUGAUGGCAGAGUUCUCUUCCCGGCCACUGGCUAUUUGGUGCUCGUGUGGAAGACACUGGCGCGAAUGAAAGGAAUGUUCUAUGAACAGAUGCCUGUGUGUUUCGAAAACGUGGACAUACACCACGCAACCAUCCUGCCCAAAACAGGCACAGUGAAGCUGGAUGUUAGUAUUAUGCAGGCGACGGGAGAUUUUGAGAUUUGUGAGAACGGUCAGCUGACAGUCAGUGGAUCAGUGAGUGAACUCGGCGAUUCUGUUCUCAGUCACUUCGAGGACGACGCAAUCUGCCAUACACCAUCCAGUCCGACCAAGAACGGUGGAAUGCUUCUAUCAAAGGCAGAUGUGUACAAGGAACUUGGGUUAAGAGGGUACGACUAUGGGCCAACCUUUCAGGGCAUCUUGAGUGCCAGCAAUAAAGGUGACGAGGGUGACCUGCUGUGGGACGGGAACUGGGUGUCGUUCCUCGACACAAUGCUGCAGAUCCAAGUGCUGGGACUUCCGGGACACGCCCUCCGCCUGCCCACCAGGAUUAAGAUGUUGAAGAUCGACCCACGCACCCAUGACGGCCACACCAUGCAGCUGACGGAACAACAAAAUACAAUUCACGUGAAGGUUGACUCGUGUCUGCGGACGUGUGUUGCGGGUGGUGUUGAGAUGAUGGACCUGCAUGCCACAGUGGCGCCGCGUCGACAGCAUCAGACAUCCCCCACACUGGAGCAGUUCACAUUCGUUCCGUACACACACAACCUGCUCUCCUCCAUGGAGCCCUCCAUCCAGGAAUACGCCAAGGACUGCUCAAACGUUGCUGCUUCCUAUCUGAAAUCCCUCACUCUAAACACCACGGGAUGUGUUCCCAACAAGGAAUAUCUGUCAUCAGUUGUUGCAGAUGGAGAAGUUCCGUCGGUGUCGGCAGAAAGAGUGGCCGAAUUUGCAGACAAGCCUCGUUGUGGAUUGAUGCAGGUGUUCAAGAAAAUUCUGUCUGUCCCAGUGUCGGAGAACUUCUCUGAAAAUGUUCACAAUAUUCUCGAAGCCUUUCAUCCGGAACUGGAGUCCGACCAGCUCCUGUCUUAUCUGUCGCAGCCGCCGGUGUUGAAACCGUGUCUUGAUGUUGUUCUGGAGAACUGCAUGACGAAGAAGCUUAAAGUGACCGAGCUGGGAGCUAGACGAGGUGGACUGUUCAAAUCAAUCAUUCCUCAGAUGAUCUCACAGCCGCUGCUGCAGCUAGACUUCGCUGUCCUCGACGAUUCAGAAUCGGCCGACUUCACGUCUGCCGGUUGCAAGUACAUUCACUGGAACAAGUCUGACAAUGUGCCGGCCGUCAUAGGCCAUUCCCAUCUAGUUGUGAUGAAGAAUCACCUACACGAGCAUUCAGAUAUUCCAUCCAUCCUUCAGAACAUCUCUACUUCUCUACCCAAGACAAGCUUUCUACUGGUGCAAGAAGUGACUCACAACUUCCAGAUCGCACUGAUGCUGGAAGCUCUCGGUAGUGACCUGCCAACAGUGGGGCCUGGCAGAUCGUGUGCGUGUUACUUGGGCGAGGAACAAUGGGUCAAACUGUUUGAACAGUCGGGUUUUGAAAUUGUGUGCCAGAAAUCCGACGGAGUUGUCUCCACACUCUUCUUGUUGAGAAAGAGAGUUGAGUUGUGUGACAAGCAGACUCUAGUCUCUGUGGAUGACUUUGAAUGUGGCUGGGUGGACGAUGUGAAAGAAAAACUUAAGCAGGUUGUCACAAGACCUGAGGGAGAAAACCUAUGGCUGUAUGCCAAGCAUAAACACAGCGGCAUUCUGGGACUGGUGAACUGCUUACGGCAGGAGCCUGGUGGGGAGAGACUACGUUGUGUGUUCAGCCAUUCCCCGAGUGCCGACAUUGACAUCUCACCUGACAGUCUGACCUUUCGAACUCUGCUCAAGAAAGAUCUCAUCAUGAAUGUGUACAAAGAUGGAUCGUGGGGGUCAUAUCGACAUAUACCAAUACCGUCACAACUCUACUUGAAGGACUGCCAACAUGCCUAUGUGAAUGUUCUAACUCGAGGAGAUCUGUCCAGUCUCAAGUGGAUCGAGUCACCACUGAAGUACUUCGACGCAGCGACAAACAUGGAGAAAGAAUUGUGCAGUGUCUACUACACGUCGCUCAACUUCCGUGACAUCAUGCUGGCGACUGGGAAACUCCCACCUGACGCCAUCCCUGGUGAUAUGGCUCUACAGGAGUGCAUUCUGGGAAUGGAAUUUUCAGGCCGGGACAAGGCAGGCAAUAGAAUUAUGGGAAUUCUUCCAGCAAAGGGUUUGGCGACGACUGUUGACGUGGACCGCCCCUACCUCUGGCAGAUCCCCGAGUCCUGGUCCAUGCAGGAAGCUGCGACGGUUCCAAUGGUUUACUCGACAGUCUACUAUGCUCUGGUUGUGCGUGGAAACCUGAAGAAGGGUGACAAGGUGCUGAUCCACUCCGGCAGUGGUGGGGUGGGUCAGGCGGCGAUCUCUGUGGCGCUGCAUCACGGUUGUGAGGUGUUCACCACGGUGGGCUCGGCCGAGAAGAGGGACUACCUCAAGAAACUCUUCCCACAGCUACGGGACUGCAACUUCAGCAACUCACGCGAUCUCUCCUUCGAGUUCGACUUUCUCAGAGCCACAAAGGGCAAAGGAGUGGACAUUGUUCUCAACUCUCUGGCGGAAGAGAAGCUCCAGGCCAGCUUGCGGCUACUUGCACGACACGGUCGCUUCCUAGAGAUCGGAAAGUUCGACCUGUCGAGAAACACUUCACUAGGAAUGGCUAUUUUCCUGAAGAACAUAAGUUUCCAUGGUAUUCUGUUGGAUGCCCUGUUCGACUCCCACAAGACGUGGGCGACUGUGGCCGACUUGGUGUCUGAUGGAAUAAAGUCUGGAGCCGUGAGACCACUCCGCACCACUGUGUUCGAACGCGGGCAGAUUGAGGAUGCAUUCCGCUUCAUGGCGCAGGGCAAACACAUCGGCAAGGUUGUCAUCAAGGUGAAGGAAGAAGAGGAUGUUAAGAAAACUCUGCCUGCUCCCAUCACCGUGCCGGCGAUCGCACGCUCGUGCUGUCACCCUGACAAGACGUACAUCAUAACUGGUGGUCUCGGCGGGUUCGGGAUGGAGCUGGCCCAGUGGCUGGUAAACCGGGGAGCGAGAAACCUUGUGCUCACGUCCAGGUCGGGGGUCAGAAACGGCUACCAGUCUCGAAAGCUGCGGUUGUGGCGGGAAGAGGGGGUCACGGUGGAAGUCUCGAAGAGAGAUGCGAAAAAGGAAAGUGAAGCACGUCUGCUGAUUGAAGAAUCACAGAAGCUUGGACCUGUAGGAGGCCUCUUCAAUCUAGCCAUGGUUCUUAAAGAUGGCUUUAUGGAAAACCAAACAGUUGAGAAUUUCCAGGUGGUAUGUGACCCCAAGGUGAAGGGCACAGAGAAUCUGGACAAAGUGACGCGCGACCUGUGCCGUGACUCGCUCGAGUGGUUUGUGGUGUUCUCGUCGGUGAGCUGUGGCCGCGGUAAUGCGGGUCAGGCCAACUACGGGUUCGCCAACUCGGUGAUGGAGCGAGUGUGUGAGGACAGACAUCGCGACGGCCUGCCAGGUCUGGCAAUUCAAUGGGGUGCUAUCGGUGAUGUGGGGGUGAUUCUGGAAACGAUGGGUGGAAAUGACACGGUUAUAGGUGGAACACUGCCCCAGAGAAUUUCAUCAUGCAUGGCCACGCUUGAUCGCUUCCUAAACCAGUGCCAUCCGGUUGUGUCAAGCUUCGUGAUGGCGGAGAAGAGCACCCGAUCUACAGGACAGAAUGACGGUGGACCAGACUUGGUGGAAUCGGUGGCAAGGAUUUUAGGUGUGAAGGACAUAUCUCAGAUCAACCCGGAGUCGAGUCUGGCUGAUCUUGGGAUCGACUCCCUGAUGGGGGUGGAGGUGAAGCAGACUCUGGAGCGAGACUUCGACGUGUCUCUGUCCAUGAGAGAAAUCCGCCAGCUCAGCGUCUCCAAGCUGCGGGCCAUCGCUGGCUCGAGCGUCGAGGCCAGUCCCGCCAAGACCGACAAGGAGAGUGUGUUGGGGUCAGGAUCUCACCUGGAGGACAGUGGGGUGUCUGUGCAUUACGACCUCACCCAGAUCCUCCCUAACAAGACUGUAGUGCCUUUGAACUCCAUCAGUGAUAGCACACAGACACCGCUGUUCAUCGUUCACCCAAUUGAAGGAAUAACGUUUUCUCUGGAAACCCUCGGCAAUCUGUUGUCUUGUCCCGUGUAUGGAAUUCAGUGUACAGCUGACGCACCACUAACAUCUCUUGAAGCUCUGGCUGGCUUCUACUUACAGGCUAUCAACGAUGUGCAGACGAGUGGACCGUACCGCAUCGCAGGUUACUCGUACGGCGCAUGUGUGGCACUUGAGAUGGCCAUGCAGCUACAGAAGUAUUACUCGGAUGACUCAAAGAUUGUCGAGUCGUUGAUUCUGCUCGACGGCUCACACCAGUACGUCAUCGCUCACACCAACACACACAAGUCUAAACUGACGAAUCGCAGCGAGGAGGAGGCGGAGGCCAUGUGUGCAUUUAUUCAGCUGUUUAUGGCCAUCGACUACAGUCGGGUGUUUUCCGAGAUGGUCUCACAGCCCAGCCUAGAAAGCCGGAUAUCUGUAGCGGUGGACAAGCUGAUGGAGAUGAGGAUGGUUGCGCACCGCCACGAAAUGGAAUACGCUGCCAAGUCGUUCUUCAACAAGCUGCUGAUAGCCGUGCAGCACCAGCCCACGGGCCAGUUUGAAGGGAACAUCCUGUUGAUCCGGGCCUCGCUCGGCAGUGUGGAGGCCACUAGUCUCGCUCAUGAUUAUGGUCUUAAAGAGAUGUGUUCGGGAAAGGUGGAUGUUCGUGUUGUCAAGGGAGACCACGAAAGCUUCAUCCUCGGCGAAGGAGCCCAACAGAUUGCUGAUAUUCUGUCUCUGAUCAUGUCGUAACUCUGUAAAACAUCCAUCAGUUGAAGCUAGUCUUUAACAGAUUCAAGAAAUCAAAUGUAAAAUGUUUGAACAGACAAAUUUAAGCCUGGGAAAGAAUGACUGCAGACAUUCUCAUAUUUACAUGAUUUGUAACGUGAUGGUUCAGUUUGAAAUCAUGAGAUUCCAAACUGUUGUCAUGUCCCUACUGAUGACCAGUUGGAAACAGAUUUCUGACUUUAAAAUCAAACCUUGUACUGUGAUUCAGUCAUUAUUGUAGCAGUGGAAUUGAGUAGGUUUCACCAUGUAAUCAUGUCCUCCUUAAACACGGAAAAUGACAUUAGGGAGACAGGCACAAGAGGGAGGGAGAAAGACUGAGGGAGCAGGGUUGACGAUAGACUAAUGUAAGGCCCAAAUAUAUAUAUAUAUAUAUAUAUAUAGUCUCUCUGGUAAGACCAAACAAGCUGUGGUACUCAUUCAGAGCAAGCGAACCAGUUUUUAGAGAUAGUGCAUCACAAUAUUAUUUGAGGUAGUGCAACAUUAUUUCUAGUCAAGAUGGCACUGUUGUAUCUACUGUGGGAAAUUUUUAAAAUGUCAAAAUAAUUUAUGUGCUGGUUCAAAAUUGGUGUGCGUCCUGACCAGAGAUCUGCAAUAUAUAUUUGUUUUGGCCUAAACAGACUAGAGAACUAGGAUUGCUGUUUUGUUUAUUUAUAGUAGGAGAAUUUUUCUAAAAUUGUAUUUUCCGAUAGGACUUUGUUUACAUACCUGCUUUAUUUGUUGCUAUUACCAAGUGUAAAAAUGCUACAUAAUGAAGUAAUACUCUUUAUGUUUAUACAAACGGCAGUAUUGUUAUGUUAUGCAUUUCUAGUGCUAUUUGAUUUUAGAACACUGGAGAUAAUUUACAAGGUAUUUCCCUCCAAAACUUGAAUGCCUACAGUUAAAGAAAAUCUUCUCUUUAUUUAGUUUUUUGUGUAAUGGUCUAUCAUAGGAUUGUAUUACUUUGUUACCCAAUUCAAAACAUUCAACUUUCUUUUAAUCCAAGAAACUUCCUAAAAGCUGAAAUUAUCUCGUAUGCGAAUGAUCAAUGUUUUAUUUUUUGCUGUAAGGAAAUAGUUUUGUGCAGUCUGCAAAAAAAGCUGUUAAUAAAUCUAUGCAGUUUAAAAUCACACUUGUUAACCAUCUGCUUAAAAACAAUUAUACAUAAUCUGCAAACUGAGUAAAAAUUUGUAAGUAAAAUACGAAAGUCUUUACAAUAAAACUGUGAUAGAAUGAAUCGGAUAACUACAUUCCACUAGAUCACAGAACUUGUAGCGUGGUGUUUUUGUUCUUAUAAAAUUUAUAACUGUUUGAAUAACCCAUAUAUACCGGUAGAUUGUUUAGUGCAUUAGCCCUCUUAAAUCUUUGUUUUUUGUAUGGAUUUUUAAAUAACGUAAUGUUUACUUGUUGACCUUUGUUUGCUUUUAAGUGUUUAAUAACUUCGUACUCUAUAACUGUCAUGUUUGUUGUAAUAAUAACAUAAACUUGUGAUGUGGUUAUAAACUAAGUCCAAAAGACUCGUGGUAUGACAGGUAAUACUCGAUAACAAUAAUGUGACUCAUUUGUGCAAUUGUCUGCCAUGAUUUGUAUUUCCGGUGAUGAGCUCUGGUUUUGUUGGUCACGAUGUAUUCGUAAGCUGCAUAUAGCUGAUAAAUUAUAUAAAGUUAUGUUUUGCCGACGACUGUAUUUUGCUGAUUUUGUAAACCCGGUUAGUGAAAUGCCAGUGAUGAAUUGAGGUGUAUGCUAGUAGUGACCUGGAGUUUGUUUACAGUUGAUGUCUUAUGUGUUGAUACCAGUGAGGAACUAUUAAUUAUAUACCAGUGAUGAGUUGAGGUGUAUGCUAGUAAUGACCUGUGAAUUGUAUGCAGUUGAUGUUCUAUGACUUGAUAGGAAUGAGAUGAUUUUGGUUAUACCAGUGAUCAGUUACAUGUCGUGUGCCAGUGAUAACCUGCAGUGUAUAUAUGAUUUGAUGUCAUCGGAGUAAUAUUACGAGUUAAUAUUGGGUGUUGUAUACCGACAAUGAUCUAAGAGUUGUAGACUAUAUGCAGCUUGCAGCUCACCAUCAUAACUUGUUUUGUUUUUUGUUUUGAUUUUUUGUUUACACUGAAUGUUGUGUUUAAAAUAAAUGUUUUUUUCUUCA